AUGGCCGACCUACAAACGCCCACCGAAGCAACGCUUCUGUCGACGUCGAACUCAGCGACCGAGUACACCACCCCAGUCUCAAAAGAAGCAGCUACACAGGUCUCACUCGUGCCCGAGCCGACACCUGCCCCCACAGCGACAACCACAGUGACUAUCAAUGGUGUCGCAGACGCAAGCACCAGCACUGCUACCCUUACAAACGGCACUGCACCUACACCAGCGGCGACCUCUACGCCUGCCCCUGUAGCAGAUGGAUUGGCCCAACACGGCAAACCAGCCAACCUGAGGGAGGAAGAUGACCCGCUGCUGUUUUCCCCGUCGCUCAUUUCCGAAGAAGUCAUGUCACGACUGCCCGAGGGCUACACGAUCCGCCCUCUGCGACGGAGCGAUUACUAUGGAGGCUUUCUUCCCACCCUCCGCGUUCUCACCACCGUGGGCGAGCCCACGCUGGCCGAAUUCAACGCGCGCUACGACUUCAUCUCCUCGCGCAACGACACCUACUACAUCCUGGUCAUCUGUGACGAGACGUCGACCGUCGUGGGCACAGGGGCUGUGAUCGUGGAGCGGAAAUUCAUCCACAAUAUGGGCCUGGUGGGCCACAUCGAGGACAUUGCGGUGGCGAAGAAUCAGCAGGGCAAAAAACUCGGGCUCAGGAUCAUCCAGGCGCUGGACGCGGUGGCCGAGAGAGUCGGCUGCUACAAGAGUAUUCUGGACUGCAGCGAGGCCAACGAGGGGUUCUACGUGAAGUGCGGCUUCAAGAGGGCCGGGCUGGAGAUGGCCCAUUACUAUGAACAAGGCCCAAAGUCGAGUUACGAACGGUCGUGA
Fonsecaea erecta is the source of this 825-nucleotide messenger RNA. RefSeq lists its product as hypothetical. The record is from RefSeq and is a predicted model, not a curated record. The transcript is spliced from 2 exons. Gene Ontology annotation, biological process: UDP-N-acetylglucosamine biosynthetic process. Bases 1 to 825 code for a protein of 274 amino acids. Gene Ontology annotation, molecular function: glucosamine 6-phosphate N-acetyltransferase activity; monosaccharide binding. Lineage: Eukaryota; Fungi; Ascomycota; Eurotiomycetes; Chaetothyriales; Herpotrichiellaceae. Gene Ontology annotation, cellular component: endoplasmic reticulum; endoplasmic reticulum-Golgi intermediate compartment; Golgi apparatus.